Messenger RNA from Conger conger (European conger), 1844 nucleotides. Its product is annotated as LHFPL tetraspan subfamily member 6 protein-like. The transcript has 4 exons. Bases 479 to 1081 code for a protein of 200 amino acids. Gene Ontology annotation, cellular component: membrane. Lineage: Eukaryota; Metazoa; Chordata; Actinopteri; Anguilliformes; Congridae. The record is from RefSeq and is a predicted model, not a curated record.
GACGCUAUUUUUUCUUUAGGGUCAUAGCCGAAGCAGUAAGGCUACUUCUGUGCGUUGGGUGCCCGAGGCUCACUGAAAUUCACAUUUGUGACAUCGCUUACUGGACAGGGGAGUUCGAAUGGAACACAUACAAACGGAUAGCUGACAGAAAGUGACAGGAAUCGGAACUCGUAUUCGCAUCGCUGCUUUGAUAUCGCGGGUCGUAUGCAGUUUGUUCGGCAUUUUUAUCAGAUGGUCGUGGAUUUUUAAACUUUCGAAAAAUCCACGUAAUAAAAAACGGAAUAAAACUGAACGGAUUUAUACUAUCUGAAGGUAAAAGACCGUCAGCACCAGUCUAAGCACGACAUUGUCUUUGCAGAGGCUGUGAGGAUCAUGGUGUUGGCCGUUGUGGAUAAGCUACACAGGCGGAGUGAUUAGUCAAUUGAUUAAGUGCUUGGGCUGUGAAAUAUCAGGGACUUACAAAGGUAAAAUCCGAGCCAUGGCAUCGAGCCUGACGAGCACGGGCAUCGUGUGGGCACUGCUUUCGUUCGUGUGCGCGGCGGCGUCCUGCGUAGGAUUCUUCAUGCCCUACUGGCUGCUGGGCUCGCAGAUGGACAAGCCGGUGUCCUUCGGAACCUUCCGGCGCUGCUCGUACCCGGUGCGGGACGAGGUGCGGCAGACCACGGUGAUGCUGGAGCAGUGCGGCCGCUACGCCACGUUCAUGGGCAUCCCCAGCCUUGAGUGGCGCAUCUGCACGGUGGUGACGGGUGUGGGCUGCGGCCUGCUGUUGCUGGUGGCACUCACUGCCCUCAUAGGCUGCUGCAUGUCUGACCUCAUCUCCCGCGCCAUCGGCCGUGCCGCUGGGGGCAUCCAGUUCGUCGGGGCUCUGCUGAUUGGAUCGGGGUGUGCUCUGUACCCGCUGGGAUGGGACAGCGAGGAGGUCCGACAGACCUGUGGAAACAGCUCGGAUCAGUUUGAGCUGGGCUCCUGUGAGAUUGGAUGGGCCUACUACUGCACAGGAGCAGGGGCACUGGCGGCCAUGUUGGUGUGCACCUGGCUGGCUUGUUUUGCUGGUAAGAAGCAGAAGCAAUACCCCUACUAGAGCAGGAACCAAAGUGGCCAUCACAAGGGCUAUGAUGACCACCUGGAGGACGGCCAUUUUGACCACCAAUGGACAGGCCUACAGGAGGUAUGCAGGUGGAGGAAGAGAGCGGGAACAGGAGGCACAGUGUCUGCAUUUUCCCAGCAUGCCUCUCUGGUUUUGAGUGACGACAGCACUCUGUCGACCUCCAGACCCUUUACACCAGGCCACAUCGUUACCGCAGCAACUGGACACUUCUGGCUCGCUCCUCUCAAACUGCUUCUUAAAGGACCAAUCUUUCUGUUCUGCUCUGACAUUAUUGGUCAAUACAUCAUUCAUUUUACAAUAAGGUCUGCUACCCUGGUCACUGACUUUUUGACAGCAGAACAUACAUGUUCUCAAGGACAAGAAAAAAACGAUUGAGGUCUUGCAGAAUAGUCUUGAUGUUUUAUUUGAUAUUGUGAUCAUUUUUAUUUAUAUACAGUAUUUUUCUUCUGACUUGUUACCACUAGACAUGCAACAACCUUUACUUGCAGUAAUAGCCAUCUGGUAAUUGCUAUUAUGAUGGGCCAAGAGCCUAUAUUGGAGAGGAACAUCAAUAUAUUGUAUGUUUUAGGCCAUUUCCCAUUUUGUGUAUGAUAAUGUGUGUUGUUAUUAUUAGCAAAUUAUUUUGUAUAAAACAGCAUAAGACAAUGAACAUUUUAUUUGACUGUGUGUUUGUAAAUACAUACUGUUCAUUCAAACCAUAUACACUCAUUGAGCACUUUAUUAGGUAGGCCUGUAC